CGUUCAGUCCAAGUGCGGGACUGAGACGGGGACAGUACGGCAAGAACAGCGUGCCGAAUCCGGGUGGACAGUGCCCUGCAAACACUGACACAGGGACACACACCCACUCUCUCAUUCUCUCGGAAGAUCGAUCCCCUCCUCUCUGUUGCAACUUAUAUGUGGAAAACUUUUCGAGUUCCCAGUUAUUGGGACUGAUCGUCAGCGUCGGGACGUUCCGAAUGGCGCCUUCUGGAGCUCUUGCUGGACUGCUCAUACUCAUUCUCGGUGAAAUCUCCAUCUCCACUGCCCAGGGCCAGGAGGGGCACAACGAGCCUGAACAUGGUAUAAACGCGCGACCUACAUUCUGGCAUAUGGUAACACCCACUCCCCACGAGGUUCUCCUAAACUUCAUCCCGACUGCUCACAAUUCCAAUUUGCACAAUCUAAACGUGACCCGGAACAGGCUCCGUCCGAUGUGCAAACAGCGGCCGGAGAUCAAGGACACCUUCAAGUACAUCAACACCAUAGUGUCCUGCAUGGUGUUCGUGGUGGGGAUAAUCGGUAACUCCACGCUGCUGAGAAUCAUUUACAAAAACAAGUACAUGAGGAACGGCCCCAAUAUCCUGAUAGCCAGCCUGGCUCUGGGGGAUUUGCUGCACAUCGUCAUCGACAUCCCCAUCGCCGUUUACAAGCUCCACGCUGAAGAUUGGCCUUUUGGGGUGGAAGUAUGUAAACUUCUGCCGUUUAUGCAGAAAGCAUCUGUUGGCAUCACUGUUCUCAGUCUCUGUGCACUCAGUAUAGACAGGUAUCGAGCAGUGUUGUCCUGGAGUCGUAUUCAAGGCAUCAGAGUUUCCACGUGGACGGUUAUUGAAAUUAUAGUCAUCUGGGCAUUGUCAAUUAUCCUGGCGGUUCCUGAAUUCAUAGCCUUUGAUCUGCUAGAAAUCAACUAUCGAGGAAAGAUGUACAGAGUCUGUAUGAUUCCUCCCAUGCAGAAAACUAAGUUCAUGCAGUUCUACAAAGUAGCGAAAGACUGGUGGUUGUUAGCCUUUUACUUCUGUAUGCCUCUAGCAUGCACAGCUCUGUUUUACUCUUUAAUGACCCGUGAGUUGUUACAGAAGAAAACUGGGAUGCAGAUUGCUCUGAAUGAUCACCUGAAACAGCGGCGGGAAGUAGCAAAGACUGUGUUCUGCCUCGUGCUUGUUUUUGCCCUCUGUUGGCUUCCACUACACCUUAGCAGGAUUUUAAUGAAAUGUAUCUACAAUGAAAAUGAUCCCAACAGAUGUGAACUCUUGAGCUUUCUCCUGGUGUUGAAUUACAUUGGCAUCAAUAUGGCUUCCCUCAACUCCUGCAUCAAUCCCAUUGCACUCUACUUUGUCAGUAAGAGAUUCAAGAACUGUUUUCAGUCCUGCCUAUGCUGCUGGUUCCAGAGGAAGACAAUAAUGUAUGUAUUGCCCUUGGAUGAGAAACAGUCCUGCAUCAAGUGGAAGUCAAAUGGAUUCGAUCAUGGUCUGAACCACAGCAAUUCACGUUCCAGUAAUAAAUAUAGUUCAACAUAAUCCAUGUUCUGUACAACCAUCUCAAGGAAGAAUACAGACUCUUCCUAAUACUCUACAGAAAAUGUUGUCAACACCACCAAGAAAGUCAAUUGUUGUAAAUUGUAGUCUGUCCUCAACAAUAUGACAGAUAUGGAUGUACAUUCCAGGUACAGAUUUUAAGGACUACCAUCCUGAUAAUCACUCACAAUGAUUAAGCAUUCACUGCAACAUGAGAAGUAACUAAAUUAGAAUUAAAGCUGGGACAGGCCCACCGACUGGUGAAGGCAUUGUUAAGGCACUUGAAGGGUCUGAGUCGGCACUUUCAGGUCAUCAGAAAACCCUUGAUUAUUAAAUGAAUCCACUGCAAAGUAUAUUACUGAUUAAUGAGCCUGAGAUGACUAGCUUUCAAUUAAUAAGGAUUACAUGUGAGGAAGUGGUCAGCAGUAAACUAAGUAGGAUAUGCCACAUUUCCAAAAUUUUGCAUGCAAUGUUUUAUUCCUUAAAUACAACUUGGGCCGGACCCAAACCCUUUUCACUUUAUCUGCAUCUUAGUUAUUUGGCUAUUAUACACGAUAAAGAAAAUGGUGUUAUGUCUUCAGUGAUGUACAUCCACCUCAGAAAAGAAAGCAAACUUAGCAAAGUAAUUGAAUAAUAAACAUUUUAAAUCAUUUUUCUCAAAAGUAAAACAUUCAUUGGUUGAACUGAAUAUAUUUUAACACAUGGCAGCAUUCUGUAAUGAUGAUUUUAAUGCCACGUCCUGUUUCAGCAGAUCUAGAUUGAGUUGCUUUACUUGGAUGGGUACUCUACUCUUUGACUAUCCUUAUUUAAUAAGAAACUGAUUGAAAGUGGGUUGGAAAUUUAGCAUUUGCAGAGAAAAUGUAUAUGUGAGUAUAACAGAGUGUUUUAGAUUUUGCUAUGAACAGCAAAGAGGAAAUUUUCCAUUGAGUUGCCUUUCAAUAUUACAAUUUAUUCAAUAUACUGUGUCUUUCUAUUUACAAUCAUUGUGACCACUAUACUACAAUCAAACCUCAAAAUAUAACUGCAAAAUGCUUGAUUCCAAAUGUCAUAUUGUCAGCAAAUUGGAUCACAAUUCUCUUUUUUUAAGAAUGUGCAUUUAACUCCAAAAUUUUGCAGUAUUAUUUUUAUUAAAAUUUUAAAUGUAUAUUUUUCAAAAAUCAAUUCAAACUACACCAAUGUUAUUAUUGAAAACUUAAGUACCAGCUAUAUUUCUUGUAAAUAAUGUUUAUACUAUAUGUGUCCUUCAAUUAUUUAGCUACAGUACAGUUCAGAACAUACAUUGCCCUGGCCACAGUUUGAGUUCCAGCAAGCAUCUCUGUUUUAUAAUUAUAAUUAUGUUAUAAUGCAGUCUGUAUUAAAGCAAGUGAUUGCUGGAGGUUCAAGAAUGUGACAGUGUUUCUGUUUUCUUGUGCUAAGUUUAUUACUCUUUACUGUAUAUUUCUCAUAAUCAAUUCUUAUUUUAUUGCACAACGUGUAUGUGUGUUUUUUUCUUAUGCAUUUAAUGCAUUUGAAAUGUGAAUGGUUUACAAAAUAAAUUACAGUUUAUCUGUU
Hypanus sabinus (Atlantic stingray) is the source of this 3083-nucleotide messenger RNA. RefSeq names its product endothelin receptor type B-like. Gene Ontology annotation, molecular function: endothelin receptor activity. Gene Ontology annotation, cellular component: membrane. The transcript has 8 exons. The record is from RefSeq and is a predicted model, not a curated record. Gene Ontology annotation, biological process: G protein-coupled receptor signaling pathway; enteric nervous system development; vasoconstriction. NCBI's taxonomy places the organism in Eukaryota, Metazoa, Chordata, Chondrichthyes, Myliobatiformes, Dasyatidae. Bases 219 to 1535 code for a protein of 438 amino acids.